AAAAAAGUCCGUGACGAAGGCACGUCUUUACGAGUAGAGCACAGAGUAUGAUACAGCUGGGAGGGGAGUGGAUUCAAUCCAUGUUUGUUUGUCCGAGGGAGAGGGAAACCCGACGAGAGGGACUCGGUGUGCGAGUGGCAGAGUCUUAAAACAUAAUCGGUAUACCAAACAACGAGAAACAAGAUUCACGACAAUUCGGAAUUACUUAUCGCCUCCACAUGCUGUAGCAUGACAAGGACCAUUUUUACUGUAUAGAAUUGUUUCCAUGCUUAAUACCAUUGACCAGUAUGGCUGUUCCGCAAUCACCAUCAAUGUCUGACCGAACACCAUUUUCCCCUGGGAGAUCUCGCCGGCGUAACAGACCGACAAAGUUUGAGUUUAAAUUGAAUUACCCUACAUUGGAAUAUGACCUGCCUAAUGGAAUGAUUCCCUUUGAAUCUCAGGUUGGAGGUCAUGCAUUUGGAGAUAAAAAUGACACCAUUGGUAUGUUGAAGAGUGGGGAUGGUCUCAUCUAUAAACCAAUUGAAAAGCCUCUACUUGGUGAACGAGAAAUCAUGUUUUAUGAAAAGCUGCAAGACACUACAGAUCCCUUGAUGCUUGAGCUCCGUCAAUUCACCCCACAGUAUUAUGGAACCAAAGAACUAGAGCUUGGUGACAAAUGUAUUAAAUUUCUCAUACUGAAAGAUUUGACCGAGGGAAUGUCUGAACCAUGUGUAAUGGACGUAAAGAUUGGUCGACGAACUUGGGAUCCGCUGGCUGGUCCUGCGAAGAGAGCUGGAGAGGAAAAAAAAUAUGCUGAAUCUAAGAAUGAAUACGGGUUUUGUAUACCAGGAUUCCAAGUGUGCAGACUUUCUACUGGUUUUAUAAAAAAAUAUGACAGAGACUAUGGCAAAAAACUAGAUAAGCAAAUGGUUGUCGAUGCAAUGGAAUUAUUCCUCAAUGCCAAGCCAGGACAGCCGCCUUGUCGCAAUUUAAUUGUAAAACUACUGUCUACACUAUGGAAAAUUUUGGCCUUUUUUAGAUUGCAAACCAAAUUUAGGUUCUAUUCAAGUUCCAUAUUACUUGCAUACGAUGCAAAACGUUUGCGGCAACAAUCUAGUCCUGUUAAUGGUAAAACAUCCAAUAACAAUGGUUCGCCAAAUGCUAAUAAUUACUUCAAUCUAUCUCCAAUUGCGAGAUCGCCGUCCUUGAAAUUAAAUAUUCGACCAGUGCUCUCUUUGGGGGACGCAGGGUUUUCUGGCCAACUGACAGAGAGUGGGCCUGUUUUUGCAAAAACACUCAACAACCACUCUCCAAUUGCUACUCCAACGAUGUCGCCAAUUUUUAUGAGACGAAACAAAAGUAAAUCAGUGAAACGAUCCCACAGCCUCAAGAGAAGCGACAGUCUAAAAAGAUCUGAAUCCUUUCAUCAGUCCCCGAGUCCAAACAAUUCACCAGAGCCUAGUUUAGUGAGAAAUGACUCGUGCGGAAGGGGUAUGAAUAUUGUUGUUGAAAAAUUGUGUCGUACACACUCUUACAUGAACAAUUUCGACAAAGACAUUAUUAAAAUGAAAGAAGAUUACGCUAAUUUGCUCGAUGAGCUCACUACAACCCCUGAAGAGAAACAAAAUUGGGUCCGAGUAAAUAUGAUUGACUUUGCUCACGUUUUUCCUGCAGAAAACGAUGGCUUAGAUACUAAUUAUCUGGAGGGAAUACAGAACCUAAUUAAAUUGUUGGAAAGUUUUUUGACACCAGAAUGAGAUAUGUCUAUAUAACUAUUUAUUAUGAUACCCCGGUGAUAUGUAUGUUCCAGGUAAGCUAGCUUUAUUCUCAUUUUCCAAUGCAUAAAAAGUUGGAGUGAUACGAUCAUAAUUAGCUUAUAAGUAAGCUAAAAGGACCAUUCAUAACCCAAGUACUGUUAUUAGUGUGAAUUAUAUACACGAACUUUGGGGAAUGUACGAAAUAAAAUUUUUUAUGAUAUUUACUUGGUC
Messenger RNA from Diprion similis, 1970 nucleotides. It is a transcript of the gene Ipk2, whose product is annotated as inositol polyphosphate multikinase. Gene Ontology annotation, biological process: inositol phosphate biosynthetic process. Bases 288 to 1739 code for a protein of 483 amino acids. The record is from RefSeq and is a predicted model, not a curated record. Gene Ontology annotation, cellular component: nucleus; cytoplasm. Gene Ontology annotation, molecular function: inositol tetrakisphosphate kinase activity; inositol-1,4,5-trisphosphate 3-kinase activity. The transcript is spliced from 5 exons. Lineage: Eukaryota; Metazoa; Arthropoda; Insecta; Hymenoptera; Diprionidae.